AUGGCGCAGCCCUCAGAAACUCGAGUCUUUGAAAGGCUACAAUCUUAUUCCUUCACAUCGGAUCCCGAGUUUGCAAAUGGCCUCUCAAUAAUACUUGGUCACCCUGACACCCCCGCCACUGAGGUGGAGAUGAACCGGGAUGACGACCUUGUCCUGCAAGCAAAGUGUUUCUUUUUCUCACGAAAAGAAAAUCUCAACCCGGCUAUUGACUUUGCUGCCUUCAAGUCAUGGUUGGUAUCGCGGACGGAGCAAGGGCUAGGCAAUGCAGACUUGCAAAUCUCCAAAGCAUCGGACCCCACAUCUGGGCCUGAGAGUUCAACACAUCCUGAACCUGCUUACCCGUCGUCGUUUGCGCACAUUGUGGAACUCAUCACUACGGGACAGCCAAUACCUGGGAUCCAGGAUAUCCCGGACACAGUGCUCAGUGGACACGAUAUUUCUAGUGAGAAACCACGGCGACGGAAACCAUGGGAGAAAGAUGAAGUGGUGACUGCUUCCGAUGACACUGCAAGCGCUGCUCCCUGA
Molecule: messenger RNA, 525 nt
Organism: Penicillium concentricum
Lineage: Eukaryota; Fungi; Ascomycota; Eurotiomycetes; Eurotiales; Aspergillaceae
Product: DUF5572 domain-containing protein
Exons: 2
Coding region: 1-525 (174 amino acids)
Source: RefSeq, a predicted model, not a curated record